Molecule: messenger RNA, 2491 nt
Organism: Prorocentrum cordatum
Lineage: Eukaryota; Dinophyceae; Prorocentrales; Prorocentraceae
Source: the annotation of a GenBank genome assembly
GCUUCGGCGGCCUCGGCACGCCACCACGUCGCCUCCCUGCUCGACCUCGUCAAAGCUUUCGAGCAGGUCCCGCACGACCUCGUGGCUGCUGCCGCCGCGCGGUUGGACUUCGACCUGGUGGCGCUGCGGCUGUCCCUGGCGGCCUACCGGCUGGCGCGGGCAAUCGGCGUUGAGGGCACUUUCUCUUGCCUGCUCGUCGCCACUCGCGGCAUCACGGCCGGCUCGGGGUUUGCCACGGUCGAGCUCCAGAUGCUGCUGCACGAGACGAUGCUCAUUGCGACGUUCCGUUGGCCCUUGCUGCAGUUGUUCCUGUACGUGGACGACUUGACCAUCACCGCUUCCGGCGUCUCCGAGAAGGCCCUCGUAGCGGUGUCUCGCGGCACGGAGUUCUUCGUCGACACAUUCGAGAAGUGCCUCCGGUUGACAGUCUCGCCGACGAAGUCUUUCGCGGUCGCGUCGAGGCCGCGCCUGGCGGCCCGUUUGUCCCUCAUGUCCAAGCGGAGGCUGCUGGUGCCGAAGCGCAGCGCGAAGCUGCUGGGGACGCCCUACGCCGGCGGCCGCUCGCGGGCAGCGGGCGUCUUGCGGUGCCGCCUGAAGGAAUUCAAAACGCGCAUCCCGAGGAUACAUGCUCUCCGGCGCCAGCGUGUCGACGUUGCUCAAGUCGUAAAGGCGAUGGGCAGCCCUAGCAUGUUGUACGGCGUGGAUAUCGUCGGCGCCUCCAACACGCACCUGCACAGCGUCCGGGCCGCUGCGCUCAAGGCGGUGCUGCCGCCUGGUGCCAGCCGGAACGUCGACGUGAGCUUCGCGGCGCUGGAUGCCGCGGGGGCCUGUCUGGACCCCGCCCACGCUGCGCACGCCACCCCAUUGCGCCAUUGGGGCAUGGCCUAUUGGCAGGCUUGGGCGCCCGCGGAGGAGCUCGACGCCGUCUUCGUGCACGCCCGGGAUCGCUCGGCGAACCUUCUGGCGACCGGCCGUUCGCUGUGGUCCGCCGUCGCUGGCCCUGUGGCGGGCGCCAUCGCCACCGCCUGGUGCCCGGGGUGGACGUGCCCCGCGCCGAGACGUUUUGAAGACGACCUCGGCGAGCCCGUCGACUUCCUUUCCAUGUCCCCCGCGAUGGUGGCGGCCGCGGUGCAAAGAUCGGUUGGCCGUUGGCGCACGCGGCGGGUGGUGUCGACGCUCCCUACCCUCGUCAGUGGCGAUCCUGACAUGCCUCUGGUCCAGGGCGCCGGCACAGUCACUGUCCUCGUAGGUGCGUCUGGCCAAGCUAAGCUGCGGGGCGCCGGUGUCACGGACAAGGCCUGCCAACUCUGCGGGGUCACGCCCGGCACCCUCUUGCAUCGCCGUGUUUGCGAGGCCUCGUUGCCCCCGGACGGGCGGCCGGAACCGCCGGAGGUAUGUGGGCGCCUACUCUCGGCGUUGUCGGACGCCCGCCUCGCGCUGCUCCGGACCCGCGGGCUUCUUGCACUUCGGCCGCCGCGCCCGCUGCCGCAAGAGGAAAUGGCAGCCCGCUGGUUCACGGACCCGCCAGACGCGACUCGUACCGAUCUGUGCUGGUACACGGACGGGUCCAUGAAGUUUGGCCCUCUUUGGGAGUUCCGGCGUACGGGAUGCGCUUUGGUCGUCGUGUCAGAGGCUGGGGACCUCGUGGCAUACGGCUCCGCCGUGCCUCCGCCCUGGAUUCGCACGGCCGCGGCUGCAGAGCUUUGGGCUGUCAUGCUUGUGCUGCCCAUCACGCUCAGACCGCCUGUCAUUCGCACCGAUUGCAGGGCGCUCCUCGCGGCUGCGGAGGCAGGGUCAGCACAAGCCACCAAGCCAACGCGGAUGCUCGCUCAGAUCUGGUCGCGCGUGGCCACGCUGGUCGACGGCGACAUCUCGACUCUGGUCACGGCCGGCAGGCUUACCUGGAUGCCAGCUCAUGGCGCCCAGACCGUGAUCGGUGCGGCACUGCGGUCCGAUGGCCACGCGGUCACAGCAGUGGAUUGGAGGGCCAACCGCUUGGCGGACAUCAUUGCCAAAGCUGCAGCUGGCUGUCCGCAGACGUGCGGCCCAGCAUCGGGGCUUUUUAAAGUCGCCGAGAAGCUCGUGGCGCACGAGGGAGCAGUGCUGGGCGCGGUCACCCACGCCGCGAACAAUCACGUUCGCGAGCUGGUCGGGCCUGGCGGCGCCCUUUGGCGCGUCACGGUGCGCGACGCGGCCGCCGUCCGGCGCCCGCGGGGUUUGCCUCGCCCGCCGCGGCGCGCGCCGCCGACGCCGCAGCCGCCCGCGGAGGCGCCACCCCCGCACGCCGCGCCGCCGCCCGCCGCGGCCGCCGGCCGCCCGCGCGCGCUGGGGGCACGGCGCGCGGCCCAGGCCACUGCAGCCCGCGCGGUUUCUGCUGCGCGCGCCGCCGCUGCCGACGCGGCCACGCUGGCCAUCUGCGAGGCGCGCGCGGCCGCGGCGCGGCCGUCCUCGGCGCCGCGCGUCCUCGCCCGCGUCGGCCAGGGCGCGGCGG